AUGGGAGCGGGAAGAAAGACGAAGAUGAUUCCAAUACAAGAAAAAGCCGAGCGUGAACGUACAGUCAACUGCAGCGUGUCUGCGAAAAAUUUAAGGAACCGUGAACUAGGUUCAGUCAUAUUUGGCUGCACUGAUAAAACAAUCGACGAAUGUAAAGCCAACAAUUUAUUCGGAUUACCAUAUGGACAUUUUUCCUAUGUAAAGAAUGUAACUCCAGGCUUGGUCCUUUUCCUAUUCAACUAUGCUGUCAGACAGCUACAUGGAAUUUUUGAAGCUACAAGCCCCGGCCAACUGAAUAUCAAUCCAUAUGCCUGGACUGAGGGCAGAACUCAACUUACAAAAUUUCCAGCGCAGGUAAAAAAGACACAACAGUUAAAUUGUUCAUUAAUUCAUUUUUGUCUGUUCCUUUUUUCAUAUAAGGUGCAAGUCCGUGUACAACAUCGAUGUCGGCCAUUGUCUGAAAAAGAGUUUGCUCCAAUAAUUGCUGAGAACUAUUACAAAGGAAACCAUUUCUGGUUCGAGCUGGACCAAACCCAAACCCAAACCAGCAAGUUGAAAAACCUUUUCUUAUCUUCGUUGUCACCAAUUCCUCGCUUCUCUCAGCGCUCACAGAAUCCUUCUCCAGAAGGCAGCGGGUAUCAUCACAACGCCGUAACUAUCAUCCCUGACUCUAGGGAAAGUACUGAGCAUAGAGUACAAAGUUAUUUUUCCGAAAAUAAAGCUAACAUUCCGCAAGAGGUGGAUGAAGAAUGGGAAACUUGGGAGGAAGAAACUGUUGCAAACACUAAACCAGAAGGCGAAUGUUCUUACGCCUCGGCACUAGGAGGUACAACCAAUUCCGUCCCUCAAACGUCAUGGAGUUCGCUUUUUAAAGCUUCUUCGGCAUCUCAAAGCAUAACAAGAGAGGAAAUUGCGAGACCACAAAUGUCAAAAUUCUUACCUGUAUCAUCAUAUCCCUCCAAUGUGGGAGACAGAAACAGUGAUCCUCAGUCUGAGAUUUAUGAGCUAAGGCAAAAAGUUAAAGAGUAUGAGGCUGUGAUGAGUUCCCAGGACCAUGAGCUGGUUUGCGCGAGAAUGGAGAUUCAAAGAUUGAGAAAACAGCUUAAGAUGGUUACUGUUGGGCAACCUUCCUCUUCAAGUGGAGGUAUUUCGAGGAAGUAAUUUUUGUUGAUAUUGAACAGCUCGAUUGUGAAUUGAUGAUCGAUCUUUUCACUUCCCCUUUUUCUUUUUGUUUUUAUAUUAAGUUGGUCGGAUUUGUACUUAGAAGAGUUAUCGAGAUUGCGAGAUAGUAGUCCUUUUGGCAGACAUUUGAGAG
This is a messenger RNA of Oldenlandia corymbosa var. corymbosa, 1315 nucleotides long. The record is from the annotation of a GenBank genome assembly. Lineage: Eukaryota; Viridiplantae; Streptophyta; Magnoliopsida; Gentianales; Rubiaceae.